Physcomitrium patens is the source of this 3343-nucleotide messenger RNA. RefSeq lists its product as uncharacterized. The record is from RefSeq and is a predicted model, not a curated record. NCBI's taxonomy places the organism in Eukaryota, Viridiplantae, Streptophyta, Bryopsida, Funariales, Funariaceae.
AAUUACACGAGCGCGUGAAUCGAUUUUCCAUCAUCAUCGAUAUGGUUCAGCCCUACUUUUAGGGGUGUAAUAUCUGACGAAAGCUUUCUGUAUAUAGGUGUUUUAGCCAUCUGCUAAGUAGGCGUAGGGAUCUGUUACAGUCGAAUGUUGAGGUUUUCCGGAGAGUCUAAUCUUGCAAGUGAGUGCGAUGCAAGGUACGGGAGAUUACGCUUCAAGUCUUCCGGGGGUCUCGAGGGGUUUAUAACGAUGAUCAAUGCGCAUUAGCUCCACAAGUGUUGUCUGAAGCUUGGACUCCUACAGCCACUCUUGCAACGAAUUGGUGAAGGAUUCUGAUGCUCAUUGAGCAGAGACUGAGUAACUUUGGUCGUUCUCUUGCUACAAAAGUUUUUAGGCGGGUAGCAGCUGGGGUGGUUUGUGAACUCCCUGCUUCGUCAAGUGACAAGCAUAUGAUUCAAUCCGUCUUUCAGACCAGCAGCUAUGUCGUCCUCGUUGACACAAACUCUCAAUGCUAUCACUGCUACCAAGCUCCUUGUGCUCUCCAAGCAACACGCUGACUUCAAAAUCCACAGUGAAAAGAUUGUAGCCUCGGUCGCCGAUGCCAAGAGUGCACGCGAAAGAGUUCAGAUGCUUCUGGAUGGAAUCAAUUCCUGGCAAAGCACGGAUAAGACCUCGUCAUCAUCUUCUGGAACUUACCUCGACAACGUCAAGGAAUUUCUAGUGCAGGCCCAGCAUGACCCAAGCAUCAGCGAGACAAUCCUGCGUCAGUGGGAGCUCAAUCUCAAUAAUUUGCUCAACACGGAGAAGGUCAAGUUUGAAUACGCAGAGCUAUUUGGUAGGCUAUUGAGCGAGUGGAUCGCCAGCUCCGCUUCUUUUCCGGAGAAGGCAUCACAGGAUCCAAACUUAACUAGCAGUGAGGAAACUUCCUUCGAUGAUGUGGAAUUGCCGCUUUCAGAUUCAGACACAUUUGAGAGAGUUGGAAGGAAGGAGAUGCACGAGCAGCGAGUUACUUUCGAGUCGCUCGUCUUCAGUGCCAAAGAAAUUAACACUGUGGCUCUUGACGCUUACCUGGACAAACUCUUCUCACCGAAAGAAGCCAACCGAAUUCUCCUCGAGAUGCGUGAAGACCUCGACGAAUUCGGUAAAGAAAAAUUGUUCCUUAGGAAUUCUUUCAAAAUCAGGGACCUUGAGUCAACCAUAAAUUCCCUCUUAGUCGCUGACCUCCUGUCCAACGAUAAACGCGGAACUCUGAAGGAGUUUUUAUCGAACAAAACGGUUCUAACUGAAGUAGCAGACGUGCUCAACAUGCAUCUCGCAGCGCUUCCUUCAUGGUCCUGGAUCCCCGAGGGCUCGUCUACCGACGCCAUUGCCGUGGAGAUGCGGAGGCAACUGAAUGGGAAGUACAGGAUUUACAUGGACGAGGAGAUUCUGCAAGCUAUCUUUUUGCACUGGAUUGGUCUCCAAUGGGCAGCAAAGUUCAAACACUGGUUUAACAAGUUUGCCCGAAGCUCAGCCUGGAAGCUGCCACAUAAGCCACUCACGAAGGUCGAGAACGAAAGGCGCCAAUAUUUCCUGAAUGAAGACCCUAACGAUUGGAAAGACCGAGAAUACAGCGAGUUUAAAAGUGUCGACCAACUCAGGCACGCGGAGCAUAUGAAGUCGUUCUUCAUGAGCCAACUACCGGAGAGUCUCGAGGACGGGGCACGUCCUUACGACGAUGGUGAGGGAGAAGAAAAUAAGACUGACAAGCCGUCGGCGGUGGCGAUCAAGCAAUCACUGCUCCACAUUUUAGUGACGGAAUGCCUCUUUAACACCUUUUUGUAUAACAAGUUCACCGUUGUGCGGUCAGACUUUUCUUGGUUUGGCCCCAGCUUGCCUCACAGCUCCAUUCUUGCUACUCUCAAAUUUUUCGGUGUUCCCGACAUUUGGCUCACUUUCUUCAAGAAAUUCCUCUCGGCGCCGAUCAAGUUCGUCGCAGACGGCCCGAUGGCUACCACGCAAAUUCGGAAACGCGGGACGCCUAUGAGUCAUAGCCUGAGUGACUUGUUCGGCGAAGUUGUGCUUUUCCCCAUGGAUUUUGCUGUCAACCAGAGAGCAAAUGGACUCUUCCUCUACCGCAUACAUGAUGACUUCUGGUGGUGGAAUAAAGAGUCCCAGCCUUGCGUGGAGGCGUGGCAAGAGAUGAACAACUUUGCUCGUAUCGUCGGGUUAGAGUUCAACAACGAGAAGACGGGGUCCGUCUCUGUAGGGGAACCGCUGCAUCCAGAUCUCCCCGUAGGAACCAUCAAAUGGGGAUUGCUAAAGUUUGAGGAGACUGGGCAGUUUGUAAUCGAUCAAUCCCUAGUCGACGCCCAUAUUGAAGAGCUGAAGCUGCAACUGAAAGCGUGUAAUCACUCGGUAUUUGCUUGGGUUCAGGCGUACAACAAGUACAUGACGUCCCUUGUUAACAACUUCGGUUCUCCUCCGGCGUGUUGCUCUGGCCAGCGGCAUGUGGACAUGGUCAUCAGCACCCUCCAGCGCAUUCAGCUCGCGCUCUUCCCCGAACAUGGAGGCUCCGUCAUCGAUUAUCUGGCGACCGUGAUUCAAGAACGUUUCGGUGUCCAUGACAUCCCAGCUGGAUGGUUCAUGUGGCCCAUAGCCAUGGGUGGCUUGGAAGUAAAAUCUCCUUUCAUCUCACAGCUCUGUCUGCGUGAGGGCUUGCCGGAGGAUCCUAAGCAGGUUUUCGAUACCGCAUUAGAAGCCGAGAAGGAGGGUUACACGAUGUCGCAGGAGUCUUGGGACAAUGGCACCACCACUAGACCCUACACUGAAAAUAAGUCGUUGAGAAAUGAGCCUUUUCUUUCGUACGAGGAGUAUAUCCAAAAUCGCGAGCAGCGCCGUUACUUAUGGCUACAGGCUUACCAAGAUUUGACAACUAUGCCUCUUGAGCAUGGAGUACAGUUAUCAUCGGAGAUGGUAGCGGAGCUUGGAAAGCUGUCGGACGAAUUAUCGAAGCUGACGGGCACUGGAGGGAUUUCUGGGACUUAUUAUUCGAUGACUCCCUAUUGGAGGUGGAUCGUUGCCUGCUUCGGAGAGGGAAUACUGAAGAAGUGGGGUGGGUUGGAGGUUGUGAGACCUGGAACCUUGCCGGUUGGUAUGGUGGAGGUUUGGCAGACCAGGAAGGUGAGGUGGGAGCAGUAGUGUAUGUGGAUUAACAUGUGGACAUAGCAGGGUCCCAGAGUAGUAGUAGAGUAGGAGGAUUGGCGAGUGCAGCUCCCGGAGCUCUCAACGGCGGAUUAGGAGAACUGUUGUUCACACACUCUAACUGUAAUGAACUGAAUUUACCCACAUGGUAUUUCGCAUUGUC